This is a messenger RNA of Thelazia callipaeda (thelaziosis nematode), 2139 nucleotides long. Lineage: Eukaryota; Metazoa; Nematoda; Chromadorea; Rhabditida; Thelaziidae. The record is from the annotation of a GenBank genome assembly.
AUGUCCAAAGAUGGAAAGACGAAGAUCUCUCAGCGUACAGGAAGAAGUACUCAAAGCCCAAUUUGGUCUGUAACGCGACGACAGCUUACCGAACUUUCACCGCGACGGGAUGAUGAAAGCGGAACGACGCAUUCUUUUAGUUCAAGGACAGUAUCUACCACAGAACGUGUACAAAUGAUUCCUAUGCCAGUUGGUGCUGAGUUACCAGUGGAUGUUUUAACACCAAUAACCAAAAAAGAAGGGGUUUCGAACACAACAGUGCAACUAGAGGAUUCUGAAAGCGUGCCAGUGAUUAGCGGUGUUACUAUCGACGGAGUUCCGCUUUAUACUGGUAUCAACGCGGCAGGAAAAUUAGCAAAAUCAGUGGUGAAAACAAUGAUUACAACAACCACGACCACAUAUAGUUUUAUUGAAAUUGAUGAUGAUGAAGGAUUAAGAGUGGAAUCAGAAGAAAUGACUGAACCACAGGAGUCUUUGGAAUCUCCUUUAGACUACGAAAUUGUGAAUUUUGAUGACUUAAAUGUUGUUGAGGAGCACUUCAAAAAGAAAGAUUCAUUGUACGUGGUGGUUGGGAAGAAAGAAUCUCAAAGCAAAGAAGUAGACAGUAAUGAAUGCGUAAAUACCGUAAAUAUCGACUUGGCAUCCAACGAAAGCGAAGACUUAGCAAGCAUUGAAAAAAUAUCAAGUGUAGAAAUCGAAGGAUUGCUGGAAGAUGAUGAACCACGUCGCAUAAGACAUGACUAUGAAGCAUAUGAAGGAACUGUUGCAUCUACCAGCCGAGCAACUGAGAUCAGUCAAGAGCCACUUGAACAUUAUGUUAACAGAUGCGAUAAAAAGCCACCAUUACCGAAAGAGGAAGUUCUUCAUGAAGAAAGGAUUAGCCGAGAAAUUUCCACCGUUGUGGCUAAAUUUUCAGGAGCUUACAAGAAAACAUCAAUAGAUGGUCAACAUACAGUAUAUCUUGACCCUAAAAUAGACCCGAAAAUUCAACAAGAAAUACAAGGAGAACGGCAGCGAACAAUACAAUCACCAGGAAGAUUGAAAUCAUCAUAUACUGUACGCUUUUCAGGACCAUUUUGUAUACAAUCUGAUGAAUAUUCGUGGUAUGAUCGGAAUAUUUCUCAAGAAAGUCGACCAACAAAAGCAAAAGCAGGAAAUAGAGAAAGACGAGAUCAAGAACAAGUGGAAGGUCCGCCUUUCGAAACAGAAGCCAGAGAAAAACAAAAAGGGCAUGUAUGCAGCCUUCAUGAUACCAAAAAUAUUGGUGAACCAGAAAAUAAAUCUGGAGCUUUCCCGGAACCAUUCAGAAUAGAAAAAGAAUACAAACCUCUGAGCACAAAAUUCACUGCAGAAACAUUUAAUCAAGAAGAACCUUUUAUCAAAUAUCUGUCUGAAGAGAUUCAAGAAGGUUCAUCUGAGUUGACACUCAUAACACCUGAGUUGCAUACUGAUUCACUGAGAGAACAUGUCGCUAUGGGUGAUCUCAGUGAUCGUACCAAACAAGUAAUGCCUUUCAUAUUCGAAAAACCAACCGUCAAGGAUAACACUAUAAACAUAGAAGUUACGAGUGAACAUUCGCGAAAAAAACAACAAUACAUGGAUUAUGCUACAUCAAGCAGACAUAAAGAAUUUGCAGCUUCAACAAGUUUUGCCAUGCAACCGAGGGAAGAACUAACAUACUCUAAAAAGAGUGAAUAUCAUACAGAAGGAUUUGAUGAAUUAAUAGCAGAUCAUAACAAGUUUCAGACACCUAAAAAACUCACAAAAAAAAAAGAAAAACCAUUGUCCCGUCUCGAGCUCAUCACAAAAUUCGAACCAAUAGAGCAAAUUGACAGCAAUGAAAUGGACGAAAUACCAUCCAUAUCAACACGAAUGGGAUCUGAACCCUGCACAGAGCCGAAAAAAACACGGGAAGAUACCGUUCAAGAGAUAAAGAAAGACACAACUGAAAGCGAUGCUGAAGAAAAAAGCAAGCAUGACAUGAAACAUUUCCUGACUGAUCAGCCAGAAAAACAAACAGCUUCAACCAGUUUAGCACCCAACCCAGAUGAAGAACCUAUACAGCAUCUUACUACUAUGCAUUAUAGUGAUGGAUCUGAUGAAUUUGUACCUAUUGAAGAGAAAAGACCAUCAUUAGAU